Bicyclus anynana (squinting bush brown) is the source of this 1356-nucleotide messenger RNA. Its product is annotated as retinoid-inducible serine carboxypeptidase-like. NCBI's taxonomy places the organism in Eukaryota, Metazoa, Arthropoda, Insecta, Lepidoptera, Nymphalidae. The record is from RefSeq and is a predicted model, not a curated record. Gene Ontology annotation, biological process: proteolysis. The transcript is spliced from 9 exons. Bases 1 to 1356 code for a protein of 451 amino acids. Gene Ontology annotation, molecular function: serine-type carboxypeptidase activity.
AUGAAAAAAAUUAUUAUAAUUUCAUUGGUUAUACUGGGACUUGCGGCGGGUGCUGGUUUGGGGGUGCUCAUAUGGUGGCUAGUCCGUAGUGAUAGUCCUUAUGAAACCAUUCUUCUAGAAGGAAAUUUGGGAGCUGUUAGGUCCACUGCAGCAUUUACCAGAAUUCACGGGCAUGGCGACAUGUUCUGGUGGUUCUACCCAUCCGUGGCCUCUUCCCCCAUGUCUCGACCUGUACUUCUAUGGCUCCAUGGCGUCACCGGGAUAGCUUCGAGCUAUCUGGCUAACUUCGGCAUGUUUGGGCCGUAUGACGCAAAUUUUGAUAGAAGACACGAUUCGUGGGUGAACGAUUACAACUUAUUAUUCGUGGAUGCACCUUUAGGAACAGGAUUUAGCAGCAGUAACUGGCAGAACACGUCUAAUACAGACUUCCCGGGAUUAGACGAGAAUGCUGAUCACUUGCUCCGAACACUUCAGUCCUUUUACGAUAUACACGGUGAAUAUAAAAAUGCACCCCUAUAUGUUUGUAGUCAGGGAGAUGGAUCACAACUAGCCCUAGCAUUAACUAUUAAAUUAAAUGAGGAUAACAGCUUCAAAGAUAGAUUCAAAGGAAUCAUUUUAGGGAAUCCUGUAAUUUCGCCAGCGUUAGCUCUUACAAAGUUAGGUUUUUAUUUAGAGGAGCUUGGCUACGUCGACGCUGCCGGCCGAGAGGCUAUUGAGAAUUUUUCUAAUGUUACAAGCUUACUAGUUGAGUCGGAACAGUUUCAAGAAGCCUUUUUAAAAUUCACCUUCCUUGGCAAAUAUAUUAACGAAAACACUGGAGCUGUAGCUGUUAAUUUGGCACACAUUGUUGAAAAGUUAUAUCGGAGCUCUCUUGAUAGCGAUUAUUUCGGAGUUAAAAGCUACCUUGAUAGUCUAUAUCCCACUGACACACAUAUAAACAAUUUCAUGGACACCGUCGGACGUGCUAUACUACACGUUCCUGACACCGUCAGAUACGAUGGACAACGUGAACUUGCGACAAACGCUUUUAUGGAAACUUAUAUGAAGCCCAUAGUGGACAAAGUGGAACAUAUUCUCAGUAACUCAGAUGUGACAGUCAAUAUCUACAAUGGCAACCUGGAUGCUGUUUCCAACACCCCCGGUCAAUUAGAAUGGGUCAACAGACUGUCAUGGCCAGGGCAGGCACAGUUUUUAAGUUCCCCAAGAGAAACUUUAGUUUUUAAUCGUCUUAUCGAGGGCUACUUCCGAGAGUCGAAUAGACUACGAUUUUACUGGUUAAACGUCGCAGGACAAUUGGCUCCAAUUGAUAAUCCCAUUGGAAUCAGAAGAAUUCUCAAUCGCAUUACAAAUAAUUAA